AUUAUUAGUCUGUUUCAGUGUAGACGACUGUUACAGACAGGCACUGAAGGACUAGCAGGGUUUAAGCCUCGACCUACAAAUGACAAUGCAGGAAAAUGUGCAGAAUGUCAACAUCGUCAACAGUAACCUUCAGUUAACCUAUGUUUAUGGAGCACAAAACCCUGCCUACCCUCCACCAGUACCAAACUACCAGAGUUCCAUGCCACUUCCACCACCUUACUCGGUACAGAGCCCAGCGUACAGCACAUACACUUCACCAGACCAGCCCUACUCUGCUUUCCUUGAAUCCGAGAAUGGGCCCAAACCAGAUGCGGAAACACCCCCAGAAUACUCUGCCGGCCUGCAGGAUAGCAGCCCCUUCUCUGAGCAAUCCAUCAGAAGAGCUUUUAUUCGGAAAGUCUAUACUACAUUGACAAUACAGCUCAUCAUAACCUUUGGACUUGUUUUUAUGUUUACAUUCUGGAAAACCUUGAGGAAUUGGGUUCGGGAUUACCCAUAUAUCGUGUAUGCUCUGUUACCUUGUACCUUUAUCCUGGUGAUGGUGCUUGCCUGUUGUAACGAAGCACGUCGGAAAGUUCCAUUAAACUUUAUUCUCCUUGGAAUAUUUACGUUGCUUGAAGGUUGUCUACUGGGAUCACUUGCAGCGCUCUUUGAUGCUGAUGCUGUGAUGUGGGCUACUGGAGCCACCAUACUCGUCACACUGGGUCUGACACUUUUUGCUUUUCAGACAAAGUGGGAUUUCACCGUUUUAUCUGGGGGUCUAUCUGUUUUCCUGCUGGUGUUAGUGUCUUUCGCAAUACUUGGUGCCAUCUUCAGGUCCUAUUGGUUGAAUAUUGUAUAUGCAUGCAUUGGAACAUUUGUAUUUGGCAUGUACUUGGUUAUUGACACACAACUAAUUACUGGUGGAAAACACCGCUAUUCUCUGAGCCCGGAGGAAUAUAUCUAUGCUGCGCUCAACAUUUACGUGGACAUUGUGAAUCUCUUCCUGCUGCUGUUGCAGCUAUUUGGACUGUGCCGGUAGUGUAAGGACUGUUUAUGGUGCCCAUUACAGGGCCAUGAACAUUAGUUCCUGAAAAUGUACAAGACUCCACGCAGCCAUUUACAGAAAUACUGAUACGGCAAUGGGAACAAGCUGCACCACCUUUUCUUUACAGAAAUGCAUUAAUGUUUUUCUUUGCUGAUUUUCAUAUUGUUUUUAAAUUAUUAUUAUUAUUAUUUGUUGUUAAAUUGAUUUUUUCUGUAAUGUAUUGUAUGUAUUGAACCUUUUUUUUGGUAUGUGGAUACAUUUCUGCCACACAAUAUUAAAACUUAUCCCCUUAAAAUGUC
Pseudophryne corroboree (corroboree frog) is the source of this 1326-nucleotide messenger RNA. RefSeq names its product protein lifeguard 2-like. Lineage: Eukaryota; Metazoa; Chordata; Amphibia; Anura; Myobatrachidae. The transcript is spliced from 10 exons. Bases 80 to 1021 code for a protein of 313 amino acids. The record is from RefSeq and is a predicted model, not a curated record.